This is a messenger RNA of Dracunculus medinensis (Guinea worm), 171 nucleotides long. The record is from the annotation of a GenBank genome assembly. Lineage: Eukaryota; Metazoa; Nematoda; Chromadorea; Rhabditida; Dracunculidae.
AUGCCUGGAGCAAAAUAUUAUGAUGGAAAAAAAAUUUCAUUGCCUGUGAACGAAAAUGCAACAUUUCUUUUAUACGACUAUUGGAUUAAUCAAGCAAUUAGCGCAUUUCUUGCAUCUUUUGCUACUGAAAAGUACCAUUGUCUUCUUUCGCUAAAUUUUACAGUUAAUUGA